AUGUCCAAGAACGUACCCGAGACGAUGUUGGAGGCUCUCGUCCACAGCACGGGAAAGGUCUCAAUCCAUCGAACUGACCUCCCGCAGCCGGACGGUAACGAGGUUUUGAUCGAGGUCUUUGCAGCUGGGAUGAACCCCAAAGACUGGAAAGUGCCGCAAUUCUUCCCAUCGUUCGACGGAACCAACCAAGGCGACGAUAUCGCGGGCGUCGUUCGAAAAGUCGGAUCGGCCGUCAUCAAGUUCAAGCCUGGAGAUCGUGUUGCAGCCUACCACGAUAUGCGCCGACCUGGGGGCGGUGCGUAUGCAGACUAUGCCAUAGCUCCAGAACAUGCGACAUUUCACAUCCCCGCAGUUCUCGACUUUGAGCGUGCCGCAACGAUUCCCCUGUCAUACAUGACGGCGGCGGUGGCUUUGUUUGUUCGGCUUGGCCUUCCCGAGCCUUGGGUUGCUCGAGCUCAUCCCGACAAGCUCCCGGAAGGAGGAAUACUGAUCUAUGGUGGCGCGAGUGCGGUCGGUGCGUAUGCAAUUCAACUCGCACGCUACGCCGGCAUCCACCCCAUCAUUACGGUCGCUGGGAAUGGCCUGCCUCUGGUAGAAAAAUUUCUACAGUCGGACAAGGGCGACGUCGCGAUCGACUACCGCCAAUCCACGCCAGAUCUGAUCAGGGAUCUCAAAACCGCGUUGGCGGGUAAAGAGCUCAAGUUUGCUUUGGAUGCAGUGGCCGACCAAUCCAAGUCAACACGUGACAAUAUUCUUGCAGUGAUGGCGUCUGGCGGGAAUCUGACAACUGUGAUACCAACCGAAUCGGCCAACGAAAAGACUCGGUCAAUCUUCAACGUCAGUUUCACCUCCGUCGGCGUGGUGUUCAACUCUGACCAAGACUUUGGAGAGGUCUGGUUCCAGCUGGCAUCAAGAGGUCUACGAGAAGGGUGGCUUGUGCCCCAUCCAUUCGAGAUGGUCCAGGGUGGGCUCGCGGGCAUUCAAGAUGCACUAAAGAAACUCCAAGACGGUAAGAUUAGCGCGAGGAAGUAUGUCGUAAGAGUCAAAGACACGGUAACCACACCGACAAUGACAUAG
This is a messenger RNA of Fonsecaea nubica, 1077 nucleotides long. RefSeq lists its product as hypothetical. The record is from RefSeq and is a predicted model, not a curated record. Bases 1 to 1077 code for a protein of 358 amino acids. The transcript has a single exon. Lineage: Eukaryota; Fungi; Ascomycota; Eurotiomycetes; Chaetothyriales; Herpotrichiellaceae. Gene Ontology annotation, molecular function: oxidoreductase activity, acting on NAD(P)H.